AUGGCUUACUUUUUGUGUCGCCGAGUUGGCCAUCCAUUGAAGCAUCUCAGCCUCCCACAACGCUACAGGUCGCAACAACAGUAUCGUGCGGUAUCGGCAAUCAAUAAAAUAAACACCCCCAACCAUAAACCUAUUCCAUCUCAGAUUCUUCGGUAUGCGUUGACGGGAACGACAAAACCGUUGCGACAAGAUGUGUCAAAGCAGGACUUGGGCGACCAUUUGAACGAUGUGUUCUCAGGCGAAUGGCCCCUGACUACUCUACCUCCACUCCGCCCAAAAGCCGCCCGCACCACUGAUAGGGACGUGUUUUUCAAAGGUCUCAAGCGUGAUGUGCGGAAUCUUCGUCAUCUACAGAUCUUCAUAGAAAGACACAUCAAUGGAUAUGGGCCUUGCGUAUUACUGCAGGCAGAACAUUGUAAAUUUCUGCGGCAGGCGCUGGAGCGUUGUCAACGACACCACUCGGCUGCGGAGAUCCUUGUCGCUAUCAAUGCACUCAUUUCAAGACUACAGAGACUGCAGGCGCCUGUACAUAGGAAGUUACACAUGCUGGGGAUUUACUACGCAUGCCUUUCUUAUUCUACAGCUGCCCUCGAACGACAUCUGAGAGAUUUACUUGCUAUCAGCCCUAAGCGGUUGGGCCUGGGCUCGAGUGUCGCCCUGGUGGAUGCGCUUUCCAUGUCCAUCCGAUCCUUCGAGCUUCAAGGAGAUCAUCCAGAUACCGGUUCUAUGCUCAAACAAGUGACUGGCGAAUCCGCUGUCGAUGAUGCCUUAGAAGUCGCUUUGCACCCUAUAUUGUUCUGGGCUGGACCUGGAAAACUGACGGACUUUAUUGAACGGUAUUUUAGAGUGCUCGUCAAGCUAAAGAGCCGUAAAUUGCUCCAUAGUGUAUGGGGCCGUGUUCUGGGGCAUUUGUCUGCCAAAUCAGCCGAUCACGAUUUCCACAUUGCCUAUUCCUGUAUAAUGGCUCUGAUUGUGGAAGGAGAUGUCACGAGGGCCACCACGUAUCUGGAAGAAAUCUCAAAGCGCGCUGAUAACGCCCUUCCUUAUAUAUCACAGUUCAAAAAUCUGAGUGUACUUCUCGCUAAUCAAGAAGUUUGCGAGUUGCUAUCUCGUCUCUCUGGCGAGGAUGAAUACCUCAAGAUACUCGAAGUCCAACUCAAACACAUGGAGAAGAGGCUAGGGAUCAACUGGCUGCCCAAAAAAUCUCUCCACACUUCUAUAUCUGACCUCAGUUAUACUGCGACCGGACACCCACUUCUUACGAUGGAUGGAGACAGUACUGGAUACGAAAGCAGAGAACGUUUGAUUGCCGAAAUGCACGCUUUAGGUUGUUCUGGAUCGCUUUCAGACCUCACCAGACUUGCCAAUUGCUUAGACGAGUAUGGAGGUGAACAGAUCCCGGUUAUUCAAUCAUCCACUAAAAAUACACCGCUAGAGCUCGCCUGGGUACCCCAACGCUGCCCGGUCGAUGUUCUAGACUCUUCUGAAGUGAGAUCUGGGGAACGCACGACGAACUCACCUUCCUCUCUAGGUUUGCUCCGGCUCGACCCUGAAAAUGCCGAGUUGUCACCAACAGAUACUCGCUCACUGCACCUGAUGCAGCUGGGAUAUCUGAUCAUAAAGCUCAAAGCACCCAGUUCGGAGCACGAAUGGAGAGAAUCGGGCCAUAUAGUAGCUCUGGACCGCACUUCAGGCCAGCUCUUCGCAGUCUUUGUCGGGAAGGCUCAGGGCCGAAUAAGCCCGGGCAUCCAGUCGCAUAUGCCUCGAAUACCAGUCAAUCUCAAUUCGAUAGUGAAAAUCCAACUGCGAAGCCAUAUGAACGGAACUCAUCAUAGGGACAAUCACUCGCCGCUGGCAUUGAAUAUCACCAAAUGCUAUCUUGAUGUGGAUCCAUGUAAAGAUUUGGUGAUUUGA
This is a messenger RNA of Aspergillus viridinutans, 1914 nucleotides long. RefSeq lists its product as uncharacterized. The record is from RefSeq and is a predicted model, not a curated record. Bases 1 to 1914 code for a protein of 637 amino acids. Lineage: Eukaryota; Fungi; Ascomycota; Eurotiomycetes; Eurotiales; Aspergillaceae. The transcript has a single exon.